Messenger RNA from Ctenopharyngodon idella (grass carp), 1629 nucleotides. It is a transcript of the gene ybey, whose product is annotated as ybeY metalloendoribonuclease. NCBI's taxonomy places the organism in Eukaryota, Metazoa, Chordata, Actinopteri, Cypriniformes, Xenocyprididae. Gene Ontology annotation, molecular function: metalloendopeptidase activity. The coding region runs from base 1021 to 1530 and encodes 169 amino acids. The transcript has 5 exons. Gene Ontology annotation, biological process: rRNA processing. The record is from RefSeq and is a predicted model, not a curated record.
GCCAUUUACCCAUGUGCUAAAUUCAAAUGACCUAUUUGUUUAAAACCUAAAGUAUGUUGAAAUUCACCUUUUAAUACCAUAAACUGGGGAAGUGAACAAACUCUACCACAAAAGUACCAGAAGCAUCUUUGACAUUAUCUGACCUGCUAUAAAUACUCGUGUUGAUGGUGAUAUCGAUUAUAUUUCUCUCUACUGGCAGAAACAUUAAAACUAGCGCUUUUAGCAGAGAAAUGAAGAGUGCGUAUUGAUGCUUUAAGAUAGUUGUAAUACUUGUAUUGCUGUGUUUGCAUUUGGUUCAAAUUUAUUGUGUGGUAUUUGAUAACUUUUGGAGUUUGUACUUGGACUGUAUCUGUAUGAAAUGCAGUGUAAUCUUGGAGGUUAUCUUGUUAUUGUUACUGUAAAAUGUAAGCACUAAACUUAUCUGGUCCUGGUAAUUUGUUCAGUUGUCAGUAGCAUUUAAACGCAUUUCUCCAUUACAUUAAAUAUUAGCUUUCACAAUCUAUUGCCAGCAUAUGUGCAAUACCACAAUUUUGACAAGACAAUUUGAUUCGUACUUUAGUAUACAACAAAAUAAAAAAUAUACUGACAUAGAUUGUAAGUGAAUGACAGUGCGUUAUUAAAGGGGACCUAUAAUGCCCCUCUGGCUAAGUCUCUGGUGUCCCCAGAAUGUGUCUGUGAAGUUUCAGCUCAAAAUACCCCACAGAUAAUUUAUUAUACCUUGUCAAAUUUGCCCCUAUUUGGGUGUGAGCAAAAACACGCCGUUUUUGUGUGUGUCCCUUUAAAUGCAAAUGAGCUGCUGCUCCCGGCCCCCUUUCCAGAAGAGGGCGGAGCUUUAACAGCUCGCGCUUCGGUUGCUCAACAACAACAAAGCUGGAGAAUCUCAUGCAGCCAAAGUGAGGAUUGUCAGUAACAGUGUUCAGCCUUACAUUGUUCAAACCGGAGUCGACACUGAUGGAGAGACUCAGGAAGAAGUUACAACUUUUAGAAUGAAACUGGACGUUUCUGAAUGUGUAUGAGAGGAUGGGAGUCGUCCUGCGGAACCUGCAGAAUGUGGUUCCUCUGAGGCGCGCCAGACUGCGCAAAGACGUGGAGAUCCUCAGACACAUAUUCGGCGUGCAGAAGUUUGACCUGGGCAUCAUCUGUGUGGACAACCGCAAGAUCCAGCGGCUCAACCACAUCUACAGGAAGAGGAAUCAGCCCACGGAUGUGCUGUCCUUCCCCUUCUAUGAGGAUCUGAGGCCAGGCAAGAUCCCAUGUGUCCUGCAGAGAGACGAGUAUAACCUAGGGGACAUCUUCUUAGGUGUGGAGUACGUGAUGCAGCAGUGUAAAGAGACAUCCCAGGAUCUUCAUCAGACUCUUACAGUGGUCACAGCUCAUGGAAUCUGCCACUUACUUGGAUACAGACAUGAAAGCGAAGAGGACUGGAAUGAGAUGCAGGAGAAGGAGAGUUACAUCCUCAGCGAGUUCAACAGGCUGACGGGCAGCCGCCUCGAGCCCCUCACAAAGAGAUGCAGCACACAGGACACGUGACGGGCGCAAACUCCCGGACCAUCCACGGGGAACAAGCACAUUUGCUGCCAACAUGCACUAAUGAGAACGUACACUUCUUGAAUUAAAACAAAGAAACAA